This is a messenger RNA of Alligator sinensis (Chinese alligator), 1875 nucleotides long. It is a transcript of the gene TSC22D3, whose product is annotated as TSC22 domain family member 3. The transcript has 3 exons. The record is from RefSeq and is a predicted model, not a curated record. Lineage: Eukaryota; Metazoa; Chordata; Crocodylia; Alligatoridae. Gene Ontology annotation, biological process: regulation of transcription by RNA polymerase II. The coding region runs from base 68 to 685 and encodes 205 amino acids.
CCCGCUGGUGCCGCAGGCGGGCAGGCUGGAGGGCUUCCCGCCCCCGCCGCGGGGCCGGGGGCCCAGGAUGUCCUCGUCGUCCUCGGAGGAGUGCCGCUCGCCCGUGGGGCUGGACUGCUGCAGCUGCUGCCUGGACCUGGCCAACCGCAGCGGCCCGGAGGACGCGGCCGGGGGCAACGGCAACCCCCUGGGCAGCCCCACGGUGAGCAACUUCCGGCAGCUGCGGGAGCAGCUGGUGUGCGAGAACCUCAACGCCGACAAGCUGAGCAGCAUCAUGCGGCAGGACUCGCUGGAGCCCGUGGUGCGGGACCCCUGCUACCUGCUCAACCAGGGCAUCUGCAACCGGAACAUCGACCAGACCAUGCUCUCCAUCCUGCUCUUCUUCCACAGCGCGUCCGGAGCCAGUGUCGUGGCCAUCGACAACAAGAUCGAGCAGGCCAUGGAUCUGGUAAAGAACCACCUGAUGUAUGCAGUACGGGAGGAGGUGGAGAUCCUCAAAGAGCAGAUCAAAGAACUGGUGGAGAAAAACUCGCAACUGGAGCGAGAGAACAACCUCUUGAAAACCCUCGCCAGCCCUGAGCAACUGGAAAAAUUCCAGUCCCGGCUCCCUACAGAGGUGCUGUCUCCAGAGGAGAAGAGCCCCGGGGCAGCCCCAGCCCAGCAUGCUGGGGGCUCUACGGUGUAAGGUGGCUCUGUCCUUGGGGUGGGCAGAGCCACGGAACUUUUUCUACUUAUCUCCUCCCAAGUUGUUUCCUCCCUGGUCUCCUGUGGAGAACUUCCCAACCUAGCGAUAGCUGGUGCUGAGAGAUGCUCUGAGGGCACUGCCCGCAUUGCUGUAUACGUGACUGUCUUCUGCAGGAAGGAGCUCUGUGAGUGAGGCAUUGCACUGGGGUGCAGCCCGAGCAGACAAGCCCACGCCUGGGAGUCGCAGCUGCAGGUUGUCUGCUCAACAUGAGCUAAAGCAAACCCAGGGGAGUCUUCAAACACUGGCAGCACAAGGUGGCCCAAGGGGGUCUCUUGGCAUGUUCAUGGGAAUGCAGAGCUGAGAGGGGCCUGGCUGCAUGCCAGCUGAGUACUCUUGCUGCAUCGAUCAGCAGGUCUCCCAGUUCAUUUGACAGAGACUGACUGCUGGAAGAAGCCAGUCAUUGCUUAGAGAGAGAUGCAAAUCUGUCCUGCCAGCCACCCUGAAGUGUGCUGGGGCAAGAACUAAACACUGACCUAGCCAGCGCGCUCAUGUUGGCGAUUGUGCUAUAAUGCAUGGCCUGUACACACAACAGUUUGGGGAUUUCAAGGAAAAGCUGUUAGUUUUGGGGGUUGCUUCUGUCCAUGUCUAUAUGUACCACAAGCGCGCACACAGAUGGUGAUGGCAGCAUCUGCUGAACCUGUGUUUGAUUGUGGGACAUGUGCCCAACUUUAUACAGUUGGGGCAUGUGUGGGCCUUAAAGUCAGGACUGGCAGUAGGAUGCUUAGAAGCUGUUUUUAAAAAAGGUGAAUGGUGUUGCCUUGUUGUGGGUUUAUCUUUUCUAAUAUGUAGUUUGCCCCAUGGAAAAGUGGUGACCGAUACUUUCAUGCUGACCAGCACAGAGAGAGGCUGACAGAGCCGCUGGACACCCACAGAGGAGACAUUUUGUUUUUUUAAAAUAAAAACAGACCAAAUGCCAAUCAAAAACUUGUAAUAAGGACAGAAGGAUGGGACGGGUGUGUCCCAUCGUGGGGCUCAGUGUGACAGCCGAAGUUAUUGGCUCAGUGAGCUUCCCCCCUUCAGCACAACACUGGGAGUGGACGGGGCGUCACGUGUGACGUUGGACAGUCAGAGCGUUUAUGUGAUUGUGUAAAUCUAGACAGAAAUGGCAAUAAACUCUACUUUUUUAUAAA